This is a messenger RNA of Penicillium paradoxum, 342 nucleotides long. RefSeq lists its product as uncharacterized. NCBI's taxonomy places the organism in Eukaryota, Fungi, Ascomycota, Eurotiomycetes, Eurotiales, Aspergillaceae. The transcript is spliced from 2 exons. The coding region runs from base 1 to 342 and encodes 113 amino acids. The record is from RefSeq and is a predicted model, not a curated record.
AUGGUUACUCCUACCAAGACCAAGAAGUCGACCGUCGACGGAGUCAAGAAGUCUCCGGCCAAGGUGACCGCAAAGACAUUCACCAGAACUGAGAUCUAUCUUUACCAUGCCAUCAAGUACGGCGGUGCGACUUUCGAUUAUAAGGUCAUCGCCAAGGAACUUGAUGAGCGUCAUGAGGCCACCCGCAUGCGUAUGUCUCGUUUCAUGAAGGAAGUCGAGAAGUACCUGGCUGCCAAGAACGACCUGGCGCAGAGCACCUCUACCAACCCUGUCGACAUGGCUGAAGAGGCCCCUGCCGACAAAGCUGAAGAGGCCCCCGCCACCAAAAUGGACGAGGAUUAG